This is a messenger RNA of Haplochromis burtoni (Burton's mouthbrooder), 3808 nucleotides long. RefSeq lists its product as uncharacterized. The record is from RefSeq and is a predicted model, not a curated record. Lineage: Eukaryota; Metazoa; Chordata; Actinopteri; Cichliformes; Cichlidae. The coding region runs from base 150 to 1424 and encodes 424 amino acids. The transcript is spliced from 9 exons.
CAGUAAAGCCAGAAGAAGAGCUCUUCCCCUCCUCGUUCAUCACCACAGGCUGUAUCUGGUAACAUUGGCGGAAUAACACCAGGAGAGCGUCUUUUUCUGGGUGUUUUUAAAGCUGCCUUUUGCUGCGGUGAAGUUUAAAGGCAGGCAAAAUGUCGUCUUGGGUGAAAUCACCUGCGGGUGGUCGGCGGCCAUCCGGUAACCCUAACGGAAGUGCUCCACAGCCGCGUGUGUUUCGGAGGGCAGCUCCAUACCCAACCAGAGAGGAGAGGACCGAAGAGCUCAAGGAUGCCCUGGACAGUUAUGAAGAGCUAGAGCAAAUCCAAAACUACAGUGGAAGUGUGAAGUACGAGGGCUACAAGCAUCAGCCAAAUGCCAAACCAGAGGGUGGCACUCCAGCAGACAGACGUAAAACGCUGUAUCAGAAGUUCUACAGACAGGUGCAGGAGGAGAGGAAGCCAGCCGACUGCGUGGUUCUCUCUGUUACCAAACAGUGCCUGGAUUACCCCAAAUCGCUAAGCCAGUGCUUGCAGGAGCGUGGCCUGUCAGUGGAAAUGCUCUACCUUCAAGCGGAAUCGGGCCUGACCCGGGCCCUACAGGAUGUCCGAGCAGAAGGCUCCCCCUUAUGUAUUCUGGUGGAGCAGACAAACGUAGCUCUGUCCUCCUGCACUGUUAUCAUAUUCUCAGAAUCCCUCAAAAUCCAUCGAAACAUGCCCAAAGACCAGGCCAUGGACUUUGUUCUAGCAGAGUACAACCGUGGACUGGCUAAAGAGCGACCCCCGAGGGACCCGGCAGACAUUGCAGCCGAGGCGUCGCAGCUGCUCGAUGACUUUCUGGAUCGAGAAAAGAUCGCGCGCCACACCGUUCCCUCUGAAACACGUCAGCUCCUCGUACUGUUCGCUGAGGGUGUCCAUCUGUACCCCGAGGAGUUGGAAACCAUCUCGGAGUACGUGCGCUCUCGGCAGGACCACGUACAAGCUUCCAACAGUGAGGGUGAGAAAGGGAUCAUGUUACCUCCAGGGUUAGGGAAACCACCUCCUCUGCUUCCGACUCCAUCUGGGCCACCACAGCCUCAGCCUGCAUCUUUAACAGGGGGGCCCAUGGGAGACCACGCCUCACCUUCACCUGUACCCCUCUUGCCUUCACCAGUUGCUCAUCCCAAAACCAAACCUCCUCCGCUGCUCUCCUUGCAUCGUCUUCCUGGUCCGUCGUUAGGGGGCCCAAUUGUGCGAGGUCCCCUGUCGUCACACAUCCCUUACGGCGGUCCCGGUGUGCCUCGUGGGCCCCUGCUCCACCCUCCUCCUGUGUUCCACCCAGGCCCCAGAGGUCCCACUAGAGGAGCCCCUCCCACUCUAAAGAGCGCUCGCCCUCCACUUCUGUCGUCUCCAGGUGCUCCUCUUCUUCGUCAGAGUGUCCCCCGGCAUUAGGAAAUGAGAGAGACACACACACACACACACACACACACACACACACACACACACACACACACACACACAAAUUUGCAGGUUAUGAACAGUGCAUCACUUCAUGUUAGAGCAAAAGCAUCCUUUUUUAUGUUUUUAUCUAAAUUUAGCUGGAAGAUAAAUGAAAGUUGAUGUUAUGUCUUCAGCUCACCGUGGGUGGUUUGACUGGUAAUGUUAAGACACCUCCCCCCCCCCAAGGCAUCGGUGCCUUUUUUAUGUUUUGUCCGUCAGCAGUUUGGAUGUUAGGGUCUGUAACUGUUGGUGAGUGUUGCACAGGUCCAUCAGGUAGUUCGUUUAGCUGAUUGCACACAAAUACAGCCACGCAGUAAUCAAUACCCAAUCACGGCUGCAACAGGACGUCUUCUGUAUUAAACGCCUCGAGCCUACUUGCUUUGUACAGUUUUUCAACAUGGUGCUUUAAAUUUCUCGAAGUUUCUCUGGACAACAGAUAUUUCACUUUAUAAUGGUUUGUUCUUCGGAGCCAUAUUUCUGGUUCAAAUAUAACUUGAUUCAUGUGUAAUUUUAUUUGUGCCACAGAUGAAAACAGUCACUCUGAAGGACUCUGUAUGAUGCAUGCAGUAUCUUCAUGGCAGAACACAAACACGUGUAUUUGUUAAAUUGCAUUUCCUGCACUGUGCACAGUAAAAUCGCUGUCGUGUACAGUACAUUUCAGUAAAAUAAUCGUCCUUGUGACGUUGGAAUUGCAACCAUCAGCUUUGUCAGAAGACCCAGGAACAAAACAGAGUCCUUCUAUCAAAGCACAAGACUAAGCUCCAACUAUUUCCCAGCAUAAAUGAAAGAAAUGCGACUCUCUUCAUUAUAAGUCCAGUGACCACAUAUUUUCUAAAUGGCAGGUCUGAUGUGAGUAAGAAGGCUCCACAGGUUUGGUUACACACUGUGGGUUUCAGCCUUUAAGCUUAAUAUCUGUUAAAUAUGUGAUGCAGGCAGAGCACACGAGUCUGGAACAAACAACUACUUAUCAUAUGUGGCUUUUUUUGUCAUUGCUAGAAUUUCUAGCACACUGUUGUUUUGUUGCUAAUAUUUAUUAGCAUUACUGAAAAGCAUUUAUCUGGUUAAGAAGCCUUUUUCUGUUGGAGCCGCGGGAGGCUGAGGCCUCACAAAGACAAACACUUUGCUUCGCUUUUGUAGAUACUGUAAAAAUGUUGUUUUCUUCAUGUUUUUGAACCACUGUACGCUUUUCCCUUUGCUGUGCGGUUUGAACAGGUUUGGAGUCCCGAUUAUAUUUUCAAAGAAGACGUUUUUCUUUUAUUAUGAAUUAAAAUGAACAUCUUGAUACAAGUUCACCAAACUGACGCAUCUUUCUGUAAGAGUCUGAAUAGAUGUUAGUGCUCAAAUUCCUAACACAUACGUAUUGAUCAAUCUAUUUAAGUGAAUAAAACAUAAAAGUGAACCCUUUGUGUAUUUUGUACAACGAGCUGCUGCAGCAGCAGGUGAGGCCUGGACAGGCUUUGGUUUCGCUGCAUCGGUUUUUAAAGUUGUAUGACGAUUUUUUUUAAGCUCCAGUUGAAGCUCUCGCCUGGAUGGAGAUUUCUGCACUCAUUUUUAUUUCCAUACUGGAAGCUUGCCUGAGCUGCUGUACAGUAACACACAGGAAACAGCUUCCAGGCUUCAUGGUAGCGAACUGCAUAUUAAGUGGCACAGAAGUAGUUGUGUACAUUUGUAUUGGUGAGUUUCUGUCGCGUGUUUGCUGUAAUGUUCUUUUGACAUCUUAGUGUAGUUUUAAACACCAGAGUCUCUACUUUGCUCUUUUUAUACACAGUCAUGUUGCUGACCUGUUGCCAGUUGUUCCAGCUGUUUGUUUUUACUGCCACCUGCUCGUCUAGCCUUUGUUUAUCAGUUUAUAUAUGUUCAUAUAUUCUACUGUGAACAAUCAAGAUUAUUAUAUAUGGUUUUAAUUUAUUUACAGUCCUGUGCAAAAGGUUUUCGGCAGGUGAAAGGUGCUUUCAGAAAUAUAAACGAUUGUUUAUUGGCCCCAAAUGUAUUCUGCAGCAGGACAACGACCCAAACACACAGCCAAAGUCAUGAAGCGCUAUCUUCAGCGUAAAGACGAACAAGAAGUCCUGGAAGUGAUGGUGCGGCCCCCACAGAGCCCUGAUCUCAACAUCGAGUGUGUCUGGGAUCAGAGACAGAAGGAUGUGAGGACGCCGACAUCCACAGGAGAUCUGUGCUUGAUUCUCCGAGAUGUUUGGAACGACCUACCAAGAUUCGUUAUUUGUCACGAACAUGGUUAGAAAAUGGUAAAUGGCCUGCAUUUGUAUAGCGCUUUUACUCAGUCCCUAACAGUGUUGGUCAAGUUACUUGAAAAAAGUAAUCAGUAACUAAUUACU